Molecule: messenger RNA, 1122 nt
Organism: Temnothorax curvispinosus
Lineage: Eukaryota; Metazoa; Arthropoda; Insecta; Hymenoptera; Formicidae
Product: putative nuclease HARBI1
Exons: 4
Source: RefSeq, a predicted model, not a curated record
GGUCCGUUUACGAUUUAUUAACGCAAUUGUUGAAAUUGCAGAAGGUUUCGUCCAAAGAAUACAUAGCACAUGCAUAACUAAUUACAUUGAAAAUAUAGUGCCUAUGUAUACGGAUAGAGAGUUUGUUAUGCAUUUUCGUUUGAAGAGAACGCUUUUUAUAAGUAUAGUAGAGAAAUUUAGCCAUUGGCCAUAUUUUAGAAAUUUAGGAGGUAAACAUGGAGGAUUCAAAGUGGUUUCGGCUGAGAAACAUAUUCUCACUUUUUUGUGGUUUGCUGGCCAUCAAAGUGCUAGUUUCAGAGAUGUUGCUGACAGAUUCGAUUUCUCUCUUAGUACCCUUGAAUCUGUGUUACGUAGAGUCACACAAUUUUUGUAUGAUAUGAGGAAUGAAGUUAUUCGGUAUCCUACUGAAGUAGAGAAGCAAAGAACGCAAAGAUACUAUCUCGAAAGUAAAGGUUUUCCUGGAGUAAUUGGAUGUAUUGAUGGCUCACAUAUCCGUAUUGACAAACCCUCUGAAGAUCCAAUGGCUUACAUCAAUAGAAAGCAUUAUUUUUCCGUACACAUGCAAGGGACCGUUAAUGAACAGAAGAAGUUCUUAGAUGUAUUCAUUGGCUACCCUGGUUCAGUGCACGAUGCAAGAGUAUUUGCAAAUUCCAGUUUGGCUGAAGAUUUGCCAAUACUUUGUGAAAAUGGAAGCAUACUUCUUGGAGAUGCUGCAUACCCAUGCCUUCUCCAAUUAAUUACUCCAUAUCGGGAUAAUGGACAUUUGACGCAGGCCCAAAGAAAUUUUAAUCGUAUACAUAGUCAGUGCAGAAUUUCAGUUGAGCAUGGAUUUGGAAUACUGAAACAACGUUUUAGACAGUUAUAUUUUCUCAAGCUGAGGAAUAUGCAAUUCAUCGUCAAAUUCAUCUUCGCUUGCUGCGUUCUUCACAAUUUGGCUGACUUGGAUGAUCUGCAACACAUGGAAGAACCUGAAGUCGACAAUCAUGCCGAUAUAAAUGCGCAAGUAUUGUUGCAUAAUGUCCCAGCAGCAGAUAGAGAUGGAGAUCCAGAUGAUGAUCGACAUGGUCGCGAUCUCAGAGAUGAAUUAUGUAGACAAUUGUUUCAACGACGAUUUGAAUAAGA